Drosophila obscura is the source of this 2523-nucleotide messenger RNA. RefSeq names its product protein nubbin (gene nub). Lineage: Eukaryota; Metazoa; Arthropoda; Insecta; Diptera; Drosophilidae. The record is from RefSeq and is a predicted model, not a curated record. Gene Ontology annotation, molecular function: RNA polymerase II cis-regulatory region sequence-specific DNA binding; DNA-binding transcription factor activity, RNA polymerase II-specific. The transcript is spliced from 4 exons. Bases 407 to 2281 code for a protein of 624 amino acids. Gene Ontology annotation, biological process: regulation of transcription by RNA polymerase II.
GCAGAGCGAGCGAGCGGCGGCGGCGACGGCCUACAGCGAUUAUCCGUUAGUAGAGUGGAGUGGAGAGAAGGUAUCCUGACCGCUGCGGCCGUUUCUCUGUUGUCAGUUUCACACGAAACGCUCACGAACUCGGUUGGACGCAAGAGACGACCGGCGCUUAUCUAACCCAAUGAGACUUGGAAAUAACAGUAAAAGCUGAAGAAGAGCCGCCACAAGAACAGAACAGAACAGAACAGUGUAAAAGUGCUUGAAGCAGAGACAAGAAAACAAAAAUAAAAAUAAAUCUAUUUUGUGUAACAAUUUCAAAGUGCAAGAAAGAACAGAACAUACAUAUCCCUACCCCCCCGAUAUAGCAACUAUAUCCAAAUAUAUUAAACAAAGACACAAAACUGAACGACAAGUGAAAAUGGUUAUGUCGGAGCUACGUUGGCAUACCGCUAGUCCCGAGGAUAAUAGUAACUCCUUGAAGCGUGACUUGCUGAAGACCACACCGACCAGUGCCCGCGAGGCAGCCGUGCACAUUAUGCAGAAUCGAUAUAUCAGCCGCCUGUCGCGCUCGCCGUCGCCACUGCAAUCGAAUGCUUCCGAUUGCGAUGACAACAACUCGAGCGUGGGCACCUCCAGUGAUCGCUGCCGCUCGCCUCUGAGUCCCGCGCUCUCGCUGACCCACCAGCAGGCCAAGCGCCAGCUGCUGUCACUGCCCCAUCCGGCACACCAUCAUCAUCAGCAUCAGCAGCAUCAUCAUCAUUUGAACCACCUGAACCACCAGCAGUACAAGCAGCAGCAGGAGGAGGACUAUGAGGACGCCAAUGGCGGGGCACUGAACCUCACCAGCGACAAUUCGCGUCACAGCACCCAAUCGCCGGCCAAUUCGGUCAAGUCCACGUCGAUUACGUCGCCCGUGCCAGUGGCCGUGCCCUCGCCCGUGCCGCCCAUGAUCUCGCCUGUGCUGCCCCUGCCACAUGAUGUGGCCACUGGGGCAGGCGGCUCCGCGCCCACCUCGAUGGCAGCAGCGGCUGCCGCAGCCGCCGCCAUGGCCAGCACAGUGGCCAGUGGCAUCUCCCCGCUGCUGGCGAUGCCGGGACUGUCCUCGCCACAGGCACAAAUGGCAGCCGCUGGCCUGGGGCUGAACAAUCCGCUGCUGGCCGGGUCGCUGUCCCCCCAGGACUUUGCCCAGUUCCAGCAGCUGCUGCAGCAACGGCAGGUGGCGCUCCAGCAGCAGUUCAACAGCUACAUGGAGCUGCUGCGCAGCGGAUCGCUGGGUCUGGCCCAGGACGAUCCAGCACUGACCACCCAAGUGGCGGCCGCCCAGUUCCUAAUGCAGAGCCAGCUGCAAGCCCUCGGCCAGGCCACACAGCAGCUGCAGGCACUCCAGAAGCAGCAGCAGCGCCAGCAGCAGGACGAGUCCAUGCCCCUGGCCUUGCCGCUGAACAAACCGAGCCAUCACCAGCAGCAUCACCAGCAGCACCAUCAGCAGCCACGCAGCUCCACGCCCCACUCCAUACGCAGUCCCAUUUCGGUGCGCAGUCCGGCCAGCUCACCCCCACAGCUCCACCAUCAUCCGCUGCAGAUCACGCCGCCCAGUUCGGCGGCCAGCAUAAAGAUGAGCGGCAUGCUGACGCCGAGCACACCCACCAGCGGCACCCAGAUGCACCACAGCGGCACCACCACGCCACAGCCGAAGACGGUGGCGGGUGCGGCGGCUGCCCGUGCCGCGGGCGAGCCCUCGCCCGAGGAGACCACCGAUCUGGAGGAGCUGGAGCAGUUCGCCAAGACCUUCAAGCAGCGCCGCAUCAAGCUGGGCUUCACGCAGGGCGACGUGGGUCUGGCCAUGGGCAAGCUGUACGGCAAUGACUUCUCGCAGACGACCAUCUCGCGCUUCGAGGCGCUCAACCUCAGCUUCAAGAACAUGUGCAAGCUGAAGCCGCUGCUCCAGAAGUGGCUGGACGAUGCCGAUCGCACCAUCCAGGCCACCGGCGGCGUCUUCGAUCCGGCCGCGCUGCAGGCCACAGUCAGCACGCCGGAGAUCAUCGGUCGCCGUCGCAAGAAGCGCACCUCCAUCGAGACGACGAUUCGCGGUGCACUCGAGAAGGCGUUCAUGGCCAACCAGAAGCCCACCUCGGAGGAGAUCAGCCAGCUGGCCGAUCGCCUCGGCAUGGAGAAGGAGGUGGUGCGCGUGUGGUUCUGCAAUCGGCGGCAGAAGGAGAAGCGCAUCAAUCCCUCGCUGGACAGUCCAACGGGUGCCGAUGACGAUGAGUCGUCGUCCUACAUGAUGCACUAGAGCAGGAGGAGGAGCAGAGUGGAGUAGAGUGCUGCUAUCGAUCGAUAUCUAAGGGACAAAGACAGUGCAAUGUGCGCAGGACACAAGUGAGCAAAUGAGUGAAGGAAGAAGCCAAGCAACAACUAUGAGCAGGUUCAAAGUCGCAACACACAUCAAAUAUUAGCAUAAUUCUUGACUAUGAUUAGGUGGUACCAACUCCUGCGCGUGCACACACACAGAGAUACCAAUUUGGGGUUGGUUUA